GUUUUUUCGCGUUCGCUUCUACGCGUCUGUAGAACGCGCAAACGUUUAACAGACAAAAAAACGUAUAAUUGGACCAGCGGACGCGCGCGGGCGCGAAUGUUAUCGCGCUCCUCGAAUUUUAUGAUGCCCCGAGGCCGACUGUACUGGCAUUCGAUCGCCUAAAAUAUUAUCAAACACCGGUGCACCGUUAUCGUCGCUAUUGUUGUUGUUACUUUAGCCGCAGUGGCCGCGUGUAAUUGUAAAUCUCUGUACGGGGUAUGCCUAACGUGCCUGAGACGCCGGACGCGCGCAACGGACCACCGCGGUCACUCGCGCGUUGACUGCGACGUCGUCAACACCGGCCAGUCGGUUUUGCCAGUUCGCGUCCCCGUCCGUCGGCAUUAUCCGUUCGGUCCACGUUCCCGCGUCGAGUUUCUCCGGGACAACGGCGGCGAUCAGCCGUAAUAACAACACGGAAUACAUUCAGGUCAGUGCGAAAAUGUCACGUAUACUCAGUUUCUGUUUUUUUUUUUUUUUUUUUUUUUUUUUUUUUGAGGCGAUCGCAUCGCGACUUAAACGGCCGGCCGGCCGACCGAAUACAAUAAUAUUGUGUUGAAUACCAUACCGUCGACUGUAAACGUCGAUAUAUAUAUAUAUAUAUAUAUAUAUAUAUAGGUACCUAGAUAUUUACGAAUACGACAGCCCAUAUUAUUACGCAGUCGUUGUACAGCUAAAUAAUGUUUUUGCUAUAAUUAUUCGUGGGACGUGGGUAAAAAUCCGUGUUUCGAUCGGGCGGCUACUAAUCGUUUAUUGUUUCGCCUCGAGUAUGAAUAAUGUUCUGCACGCCACUGUGCGGAGCCGUAAUUUCUUAUACGGUCCACGCCGUUCGCACGGGGAAACGUCGUAACAAUGGAUUGCGGAAAAAUACGAUUAAAACAGCCCGGACACUUUGGAAAUUAAAAUUUUAAAAAAAGAGACCAUUACAAACCAAAAAUAAAACAAAAAACAUUUAUUCGAAUUUGCGAACAGCUGAAAUAAAAAUGUAGGAAAAAAACAUCGUUCACUACAUACUAUAAUAAUUACGGUUUUUGUACAGCGACACGAGCGAAAGUACACAGGUUUCCCAUUUGAGAGUAUAUUAAUACACAAAUAUAUUAUAUAGCUGACGUACAAAAUAUUAUUGAACUUGUAUUCAAUCGAAUCCACGCCCGAUUCUCGAAUCGUAGUAUUAUGACAUUAUUAAAAUGUCUUUGGUAUCUGGGAAACAAAGGCUCGAGUCGAUUUUGUAUGUUUGUAAUACGAGCUAAUUAAUUUUCGAGAAUUUCUAAACAACGGCUAAACGGCGGAUAAAUCGCUAUGUAACAUAAUAAAAUAUGAAAUUAAAAAUCGUACAAAAUCGACGGCUCGUGCCUUUUUUGCCCGCGAACAAAUGCAUAGCUCGAAAGCAAUUUUAUAUUCAGUGCAACGUAUUGCACGAUAAAAUAAUAUAAACACGCGUGCCAUUCAUACACAAAAGCAGAAAAAAGUAAAUAUUAUUGCUUAACAAAGACGAACAAGUUAUGAAAAAAAAAAAUCGCUAUUUCUCAAGGAGCUAGGGCAAUAUACCUUUACGAUUGGAGUUUUCGUAAAUUGUACGACCGUUUUCGAACGUUAAAUAAUACAUUACCUAUAAUAACAGUUAAACAGUAAAUAUCGGUGUGAUACGGGUCUUUUAUAUAUAUAUUUUGUAAAACUGUCGGUUAUUUUAAAAAAAAAAAAAAAUAUUUCAAUGGUAAUCGUAUAUACGCAUAUCGUAUAACUAGGUAUACCUACCAAUAAAAUUAUCGAUUAGAUUUUUUGUAUUUUUUCAAUGUGGAAUUAUGUACUUUUUAAUUAUCUCCACAAUCGGACAAAAUAUGUAUAAAACGAUUAUCGAACAGUAUUUCAAAAAGAGAUUAUAAUAUAGAGAUUGAGAAAUACUUCUUUUGUAGUAGACCAGCAUUUAAUAGCAUUUGUGCGGUGUCCGUGUAAGGUUAUCGUUUUUUUUUUUCCAUACAGAUAUCAACCGUUUAACCCGGGUUUAUUGUGAUUAAUAUUCUCGCGAUCAACAGAAAAACGUUCAUCAUGUAUACUAAAUACAAUACAAUAAACAAAUAAUGAAUAUGAAUUCGAUUAGGUUUUACAGUCGAUACAGUAGGUUUUAAAAGUCAGUACCUAUAUAAAGUAAAAAAUAAAAUAGAAUAUUAUUCGAAAAUAACUUAAACUAGUUAAAAAUAUUGAUUGACUUGCCCAGCUUACAGUUCAAAUAAUAUAGUAAUACUUAAAAUAGUUUAAAACAACCCUAGAAAUUUCCUAUAAUAAUAUUACACCUAUAUUAUUUUUAUUAUUUUUUAUAAUAAUGCGAAUAUUUCCGCUUUGAAGUAUCGUCGGCUACGCAAUAAAAACUUCGUAAAUCGUUUUUUCUUUUUGUUUUUCGCAUCUCUAAAAAAACUUUUUUAUCAGAAGACUCGUUUCAAUCGAAAACAUUACGGAAACUUUCUUGUAGCCUUUGUGAUCUAGUUAGUGCAUUGAGGUGAUUAUUUUCUUUGUAAUUUUCUUAACAACAGUUUUCAUGCCACAGUCUCGUCAAAUCUGUUUAAGUCUACGUGUACGAGGUUUUGCUGAAUAGCCGACGGUACACAGUUUCAUUAAUUAUUCCUAGUGAUAGUAUUAUAGACGAUAAAGUGUCAUUAUUUUAUUUAAAUUUAAUUAUUAUUAUUAAAAUGAUGUUCUAAACAAAAUUCAGUAGACAAUAACAAUAUUGGAAUCAUAGGACGUAUAGGUCAACUGCAUCAAGUGCAGAAGAAAAAAAACAAUAUUUUCAAUAUUUAUCAAUAAACUCUGUAAGAUUCAUAUAUUUUCAAGUUUACUAGGUAUGUAUAGGUACCUGUAAUUGUAUGGCAUAGCUUUUUCGUGCUCAAAUACAAUUAUAAAACCAAUAACUAUAAUAUAUUUAUCCUAACAUAUGGCCGAAAAAAACGUUUAAUGACGGGAAGGCAAGUUGUGAACAAUAAAAGUAAAUAAAUCCCAGAGUUUCCGUCUAUUGGCAUAUUCAUAACCCGACAAUGGUGAUUAAAAACCAGAAUCUAAAAGAGCCUGCAGUUUGUAUUCGAUAAAUUCGGCUUUUCGUAUAGUAACUUGGCUGAACUAUAUACUUUACAUAUAUAUUAAAUUUCCAAGUAAAUACGCGUAUAGUUGUUGUAUAUUUAAAUCAAUAGUGGGAGAGGGGGCAUAAAACGCUAUACGGUUCGGAAAAAGUUUGUCGAGUCAUCGCUCGAAGCAUAAAAUAUUACUAAGAGAUUACGCUAGGGGUUUAUAACUUUUAGUAAAGCUUAUAAGUUUAUUGUUUACGCAACUUUUACCGAUCGGCCGCCUUUUUUCGCGACAAUCGAGCAUAUACGGUCUAUAACGUUCUAUACAAUAUUAUCUUUUAUAUCUUUACUUUUUACAUUUUUACAGACACUGCGGGCGAUUUUCACGGGUCGAGUGUUCGCCGUUCAUCUGUAUCGCAAGAAUACGGCUAUACAUGCAAUUAUAUUACGUACCUAUCUGCUUGUACGAUAAACAAUAAUAUAGUAUGGACCGUCAACCGGAAGUGCCGCAGGAAGGAGAUUCGGACGCAAACGGCGUCGGCACGAACAAAGCACCGGAUAACACUACUGCAGCCACAAACGGCUUUCAGCAAACCAACGGCGACAGCAGCCAUAAUCACAAUGCAAAAUCGAACGUCGACAGAAACAACGACGAGUUUUCCGACCGGAAAGAGUCGCCUUUGACCAAUAAUAAUAAUAACGCGAACAAGCAGCUACUCCAGGAGCCGUUCCGGAAACGAUGCGACUCGAUACCCGCGGCCGAUGACGGUGACCAGAACGAAUCUAAAGUGUUGGUUAUUUACACGGGCGGUACCAUAGGCAUGAUCCGAAACUCCGAAAACAGUAAGUAAAUAACAUGCAGUGCAGAUACCGAACAGUAGUCCCACAGGUAAUAUAGGUGUAGGCCCGGUUGAGAUCCGGAUUAAGAGGACGUGAUAUCCGCAUAAACUGCUGUCACCGCCUUACAAGUUACAAUAAUAAAAUAAUCGCUUGGAUGCGAUUGAAAAUGAUACGAGUUUAUGGUCGGGUUAUGGGAAGAUUAUGCGGGAGAUCGGGUCAAGUAGAAAUUUAAGACGGGUUGGCUUACACCGAAUAGUCGGAGCGAAAGUAUGCGAAUCGUCACAAUAUAAAAAUGCCGAUUAAAAAUUAACAUAUCGAGACAUACCUACGUGGUUGCACAGUUAAUGCUCUUGCCUUAAAGUAUUAUAAUAUAGGUCAAUUCACUUUAAUAUUAAAAUUAACAGCACGAAGUCGCCUGUGCUGAAUGCAAGUUUGCAAGACGGAGACAACACACGCGGGCAUUACUACGGCGUGUUAUCUACGCGUUAAAAACGCCUAGAUUAAUAUUUUUUGGACGGUACUCGUCUUUUAUUUCGGAAUACUUAUCGACGUGCUGGUCAGCCAAAACCGCCAUAACAAUGCUUAACAAAUGCAGUCUAAUACGCAAUAAUAUAUUAGUCUCGUUGUAACUCAUUGCAACUCAUUCUCGUGGAAAUGUACGAACAAUAAUAUUAUAUUGAUGUAAUAGAAGUCUGAUGCAGUUUGAACAUUGUAAUCAAUCAAGAGAAACGAGGGGAACAUUGGUAGGUAGAUAGGUCCACAUGGGGUGGGGCUCGUUUUUCUUACUAUAUGAAUUGUAUUAUAUACAAAUGUAUUGUAAUUCGUAAUACGUAAUAAUAAUAAUAAUAAUAUUAUACCAAAGAUUAUUCUACGUAUAUAGUUUCCAGAUUUAACAUUGAAAAUACGCAUUAUAUCGAUAAAGUAGGCAGUCGACUACUGUUUAGAUACUGUAAGUCGAUGCAUGUGGCCAGCACGUGACCAUUCGCGUGUUCUCAUUGCUAAAUAACCGCUAAGAACCGUAUUAAUUGCGUUUUACGUUCAACAAAAGCGGCAUAGCUAACUAUUAACAGUAUUAACGGUCGGUACUUAGUAAACAGAUUCCCCACUGCUGUCGGUCAAACUGGAACGAAAAAAUAGAUACUUAUAAUACCUAUUUACUUACUUAUACCUCGGGUAACGUAAUAAUUAUAUUGCUGCUACGACAACGUUCUCAGAGACCACUUUCGAUUUUUGCGGGUACAUUCGUUGACGGCGACGUGUAACGUAAUGGACGGACGUCAUUAAUGUACGUUUUUGUACAUAUAUAGAUGGCUAUCUUGGUAUAUGGGGUGUGAUCGACUUAUUACGACGAACCAGCGAUUUUAUCGAAGGAUUUUUAAUAGAUUUGAUGUCUGGUUUCUUUUUUCUUUAACGAUUAUGAAAUCGUGUACCUAAGCUUUAUUUUAACAAUAUUUUCAAUUCUUACCCUUACUCUUUAUACUUAACUAAGUAUAUACUCAGUAUUUAUAUUUAUUUUAAAACAAGUAUGCACUUUGGAUUUUCGAUACCCUCCCUUCUACAUAUUUGUCUUCAAAUUUUGAUAAGCAUAAAUAUCGACUAAUAUCGGUAUAAAAUCCCGAUUCACACUUGUACGGCACAACACGGCAAAAAUGUCCAAUUGACAUAUGAUCGACUGGCAACGUACUUAGCUACACUAUUUUAAACGGAUAAUAGUUUGAUUACAGCUUUUUUAUUGUUCAGACGGGUUUUAUAAUUUGACCUUUAUUCGACACGGCAAGGGGGUAAGUUAUCGAGUCAAAAUUUACAAUUUCGACCAACCUAAUUUAUACCGGGUGAUUCAUUUAAGUGGUACACUCAUUAUCUCGGUAAGUAUUAAUUUUGUUUUGGAAUCUGUUUUCUAGAAUAUUCAAGAUAUAAGCGGCUCUAAAAUUUUAUAUUUAUGUUAAUUUUUGUCACCCUUAUUUUUGGGGAUAAAACCAAUAUCUACUUUUGAUUUUACACACCACAAAAAAAUGGCGAAGUGUACACAUCGUCACUUUUUCAAUUAAAUUUUUUAGUUUUUUUUUUUUUGUACAUUUGAAAAUCUUCAAAUCAAAUUGUUGGAAAUUAAUGAUUAAAAUAAUUAUUCGACCAUUGACCGACAUUCUCGCGCACGCUUCACGUUGCGCAUAGUAUAGGUAAUAAUUAUGUGUUAAACCAGCCCCACACGACUCGUGUACUCGGCAAGCACUGUAAUUGCGUAUGUUCGUCGAGUAUUUUGAUUUGAUGAUUAUGUUGCUCCUACGCGACUCGUAGAGCAUCACUAUUGACGAGUACACGAGUCGUGUGAGACUGGCUUUACACAACGCAAGACAAUAUCCAAUCCCCUUAAUAUAAGCGUUUCCUCGAUAAAUACAAUACAAUAGUGCUCGCCGGCUGUCAUGAUGUUAUGAUAUCGCUAUCACGAGUUUGUUGAUAGCAAAACGCCGAAUCGCUACUGUGCAUUGUUAUCAGUGACGUCGAAACAGCCGGCGGCGCUGACAAAACGUGUUAGGUAUAAUAAUACUAUUAUGCAUUUUAUUUAUCGCACGAGGGGGAAAAAAACCAUUUCCAUCUACAAAGAUUGCGUUAACACGGUACACAGAACAGCGAAACUAGUGCAAUUAAAACAAUAAUAAAUACAAGUAUGAAAAAAAAAAAAAUAUAUAUAUCUGUAGGUCGGUGUAAAAAGUAUUAUUACAAGACGUAUUAAAAUGAUUGCGGGCGCUCGUGCGUUAUCGCCGCGAGUGUUUUUUUCCCCAACAAAAGAUUUAUUCAAUCUACGUUUUUAAUUAACGUCACGAGUACGACCGAUUAAUUAGUAAGUCGUACUUAUAUUGACUUAUAUUGAAAAAAAAAAACAACAAAAUCACGAAUCUUUUGGUAGAGAAAAUUUAUUCUCAAUGACUCUCAACGCUAUAUAGAUGGUUUAUAAUAACUCGAAUGAUUUUUUUUCCCCCGAUUCCUUUUACGUGCGCUCUAAUAAUUACGAAUGAAUGCCAUACCCAUUACGCCUGCAUAUUAGAUACGAUAGUCGCCGCAACAAUUAUUAAAUAAUAUUUACUAACGAAUCCAAAUCAUUCGGGCGUAAAUAUUGUUUCGUUUUUUUUUUUCUUUUUAAUACCCCGAUUGAACGUUUAUAUUGUAAUAAUUGUCUGAUAAUUUGUUUGGGCUCUGCGGUUGUGUGCACACAAUUUGUUAUACAUAGGUAUCAAGCCCGGAUUAGGAUGGGGGAGGGGGUUACAUCCCCAUGGCACACAAACACUAUAAGUUGAAUCAAAUAUUUGAUGAACAUUUUUUUUUUUUUUUUUUUGUUGGUUAUUUGUUGCUUUUUAAUAUAACAAGUACCCUUAAUUUGCCCUAAUGAUGAUUAAUUGGGUGUACGGAUGCCAAUUAUUUCCCCUCUAUAUCCUAUUUUCCCCCAACUUUUUAUCUACAACAAUGGCCCACCCGUAGUGAGAAGUAUGUCCGUCCGGGUUUUUUUUUUUACAAAUAAGUAUUUCAUUCAGUGUAAUAGAUUGUGACGUGAAAUUCUAUCGAAGACCUCAUACAAAAAAUUCAAUUCUUCAAAAUAUUUCAGGGUUCUUAUUAUAAUAUUGGUGACCAAACGCGUGUCACUCAAAUUUCCCAAAUGGGCUGUGACUGCUGGGUCAUUAUAGUGCCCAAAUGUCCUUCACCUUUAUUAAUAUAUCUACAAAACAAUGAUGUAGGUAAUAUUAUAGUAAUAAUUUCGUUAUGAAUAAUUUUGAUUUAAUUGAUAUGUUCAUGGCAGUCUUUAACGAUGUAACGUCAAAAAAUAUUCACAGCGUAUUGUCUAAUGCAAUAAAAUGUUUUAAGUUACCCGAUAAUGAAAUUGAAACAGUAUUGGUAAAAUACUACUGUAUCCAUUACCCAUUAAAAAUAAUACUCCGCAAGUUACGUUUUUACAUUAUAUAUAUUAUAUUUGUUUAUUUUGUAAGCAAUCAUAUGCAACAUAUAAUAAUAAUAUAAUAAUAUGUAUAUACUAUUACUUUUUUUGUAUUUUGUGGAAUUGUUCGUCUGACUUGUUUUAUAAUAACUGUUGUUAAAAUAAGUCUGGCAUCCAACUGUUAGUUAAUGUCUUUCAAUGGCGUAAUUAGAGCUAGGUCAUUGGAGGUGGGAUUAAUAUUUUUCUCAGUAGGAUACAAGUAGAAAAUAAAUAUUUCGAGCAAACACAUAACAGGUGACAAUAUAACUCAAUACCUUCCUUGGAUUUAAAGCCAAUUAGUUUAUAGUAUCCUCUGGAUUUACGAAUACACUUUUAUGAACCGCGGCAUUCCUAAUUCAUUUAAUCGAUUCUAACAGUGGGGUCGUCUUCGAUCAUCAUACUACAUGAUUAUCAAAAAUUGUUGUAAACAAAAGAUAAUAAAAUAGUAAUCAUUUAAUUUGGUCAAAACAGUGUAGUACUUUCUAUUACGAAAUUAAAGUGAUAUUUAAAAAAAAAAACAAAUUCGGACACCCAGAUCCCCUAUUCUCGUAAUUACAUUAUUGAUUGGUGUACUUAAUUUCCUUAGUAAUCUCUAUUUAUAUAAGAAUACCAAUUUAAGGAUCUUAUAUUAAUGUGAUACACAAACGUUUUAAAUGCAUACAAAUGUAUAUGUCGAAUUUAAACGCUUUCUUUGAUUUAACAAUUUUUUAUAAAGUUUAAUAAGCUGUAGUUGAACGGAAAUAUAUAUAUUUUUUUUUUGCUCGAGAGCGAUAUUUUUUAGUUUAACGAUCGUUUUUUAAGAGUCCAUUUAUCUUUAGUGGUACUUCCUAAUAAUUAUUAUAUAAAUACACAUGUAGGUAUGUAAAAUGUACGUUGCAAUAAUUAUGGUAAUAUCUUCUAACGAAUUGUAUAAUUAAUACAUUGCAUAUAAUAUGUUUAACUAUCUAGUUUCCACUUACAAUAUUUAUCUAGAAAAAUAAUUGUUCCGGACUACGACGGGUAUACAUACAUAAUUUACUAUAAAAUAUUAUUUGAAGUACAUACAAAUUUUAUAAUAUUGCAACUAAUCUGUGUAGAUCAUAUUAUUCUAUAUACCCAAUAUUAUUCUACAUCUAAAAAAAAAAAACCGAAAUCAACUGAAAUCCUUGUUAGAUAAAUAUUCUCGGUUUCCUCUCAUUAUUAAGAAAAAUAGGUACGAAGGAAAUAAAAUAAGACGGUUAUACAUUGCAUGAUAGGUUUUCUAAGUUUUUUCCAAUUAUUAUUAAAACCACUUGGAAAAUCAAAAAGAUGCUUUUUCUCAAAGUACCACCCACAUAGUAUUUUCUUUUAGAAAAGAUAUUACAUUUGAAAAUCGGAAUAAAAUUUUGCUUAAAGUUACUUACAGAUAAAAAAAAAUAAAAUAAAAUCAACAUUGUGAAACAUUCCUCACUUUUCUCAGAAUCUAAAAUUUCUUCAACGCAUCGACUAGAUACAAUUUUUGACUAGAAACCUCCUCUGCAGGGCCCUGGUAUUGAUUAGAGGAUGACUUAGUCUCUUGGUCGAAAACUUGUUCAAAGACAAAAAAUGAUGCUUGGUUAUUAUUAGUGUUAUUAUUAUUUUUAAUGAACAUUUAAUAAUUGCAUUUAUAAUAUUAAUAACCUAUUUGGCUAAUUCGCUUUGCAUUCGAAUACGAACUCGUGUAUUAUUUAAAGUAGGUACCUAAGUACUUCUGCACGAAUGUAUGAUGGACUGCAAAGCUAAGCCAGUUCAUUAUAUUAUGAUAUUAUAGUAAUUUUAUUAUAGUGUCGUAAAUAAAACUCAAUAAUAUUAUAUUAAAGCAAAAAUAAUAACGACUUUUAAUUUAAUUUUAAUACCCACCUACGGAUAAAUUCGAUAAAGACGAACAAAUAAAAAAAAAAGGUUUCGAAUGAAUUCAAUUAAAAUGUAUACAUCCGUGUAGAACAAAACAACUGAAAACACUAAUUAUUAUUGUUAAUUUUUUUUUUUUUUACAUUUAGGUUUGGUUAAAUAAUAUAAAAUAUGAGUGUAUGACUUUUUCCUCCAUACAAUAUAUCCCAGUUGUUUAUAAGCGUUUUUUUUAAUCUCUACAUAAUAUGUAAUUACUAUAUCUUUUAUUUGCAAUUUUAUAAUACCUUCUUUUCGGGACGUAUACAAGGUAUAAAUAGGUUAUUGAUAUAGUUAAAAACGCGAAUAUACUUCUGACAGUUAAAAAUGCUAACAGAUGUUUUUAAAUUAUUCUUAUUAGCUAAUUUAAAAAUACGAAAGGACUUUUCUCGAAAUUACAUUUUUCCUAUAGUGUUAUAUUACUUAUAACGCUUUAUUAAAGUUAUCUAUCUACGUUCAGUUUUACACAAACAAAAAAAAAAAAUCGUUAGUUAUUUAUGUAUACAACUCCAUAUAGACAAUAUGAUUAAUCAUAAUAUAUGGAUAUGUUUUUCAACACUAACUUUGAAACUCUGUUUUAACCCCUUAGGAGAUGAAUUUUUGAAAUCGGCCGAAUUCACGUUUGUAUUAUUAUUUGAUGGAUUAUUUACUUAAAGUUUUGAGUUGUUCAAUGGUUUUUAAAAGUUUUUCUAUACGAACUUUGAUAUCCUUUUUAAGACCUUGGAAGUUGAAUUUCAAACUGUUCUUUUUUAGUGGUUGCUUAUAGUGUAUAGAAAAUCUCUGUGAAAAGUUUCAAGUUUCGAGUUUUAUAAUAGGCUAAUACACUUGAAUAUUAAAAUUAACGGCACAAAUUUUGUUAAAGUAUAGAUAUAAUAACAAUAUGGGUUUCAUAACGUUUACCGUAAUAGAUAUAUUAGUCAGUUUCUUAUUUUAUAUAAUUUAUACAGAUUCUGGCGUUUUAUUUCAUGAAUGACGUUCUUGGUCUUCUACUUUUUGUCUUUCUACCAUCAAUGGUCUAUUCCUCAAGCCUUGCUAACUUCUUCCAAAUUUUCGGUUGAUAAAGCUAUAUCAUCUGCAAACACCAUGUACCGUGAUAUCUCUUCUCACCUAUUGUACUCUGUACACUUCCGAGAUAAAAAAAUUAGCCCAAAUCUUAUUUAGAACACCACAUACUGUAUGACAGAAUUUUACACUAGCUUUCGACUUAAUGCAACCACCUUAUGAUAGGUAGAGGUACCGUGGGAAUAUUAUCCAGUACCUGAACCUAAACACUGUAAAAUUUGAAAUUAAAAAAAGUACGAUAUUUCUAUUAAUAUAAUGACUGGAUUGGUUUUUUUUUUUUAUCGGUUACGUGUAACGUAGUGCUGGUUCCAAGUAAAAGAAACUCCUUAGAUUUUCUAAUGGAAACCAAAAUGCGCCGAGACCCCCGAUUGUACGACGCGAAAUACGCUCUACACAAAUACGGACAGUCGAUGAAUUGCAGUCCACUUGUAUUGCCGUAAGUAUCAGAAUUAAUUGUUUGACCUACAUAUAACCUACUUGUAUCUGUAUCUAUUAAUUUUUACGAUAAAAAUCGAACCUGUGCAGCCACGUCAAGGGACUACGACGGAUCGUUUACUCAGUGUACCAGUAUUCGGAACUUUUGGACUCAAGCAACAUGUCCAUGAGUGAUUGGCGAAGUAUAGCCGAAGACAUAUGGGUGAGUAAUAUAGGGCGUUUUUUUUUUAGUAAAUAUUUACUUGGUAUACACUCUCCAUUCUUCAACAAAUAUCCAAGAGCAGAUAGACCAAGCAUUUUUAACUUAUGGUCCUUCUCUAUAAUAAGUAGUUACUUCUUUGUCUCACUAGUGAUAAAAUAUAAAAUAAUAUUAAAACAUUUCAUGUUUCGUUGAAAACUCUACUAAUUCAAUAAUUUACCAUUUGUUUUCUAAUGGAGAACACACAGUAAACAAAAUCUUACCAUACUGAGUGUCAAAUAGACGUUAUUAGGCGUUCAUUAAUUAUAUAUUAAACCUCCUUUAAAAUUGCUUUUUAGGUUUGAAAUAAUUAUUAACACAAAACAUCAUACUGAAAUAAUUGUACUCCAAUAAUAAUGCAGUUGAUGGACAUAAAAAAAAAAUUUAGCUGAAAAUCUGUAUCGCCUCCUGAAACAGAUUUUCAAUACUAAUGCAUAAUGAUCUUUAUGAUAACGAAUUACCCGGGGUAUUCACAAAAAUCACGGACACGUUUAAUGCCGCAACUAGGGAUUCUGUCGCCUAGGCGCAGCUAAUAUUUCUGAACACUUUGUUUCUUUUAGACAUUCUUCAUUCUCAAAAAAUGAUGAGACCUCUUUGUGGGAGGUGAUGCAUAUCCAGCACCUUCGCUAUUUGUGGCAUUGGAUAUAUUUUAUCAAUGUGUACGCUAUAGAAUACUAUUAAUUGUACAUUAUUUUUGUUUCACAGCAAGCCUACGAACUUUAUGACGGAUUUGUCGUCCUACACGGAACUGACACGCUGGCAUACACUGCAUCUGCGUUAUCGUUCAUGUUUGAAAACCUCGGAAAACCCGUUAUCAUUACGGGUGCACAGGUAUGAUAAUAUUUUACAAUUAUAAUAAUAAUAUUUAAGAUUCUGAGCGAAGCAAAGAAUUCAUUGGUUUUACUAUGAUGUGUUAUUUUGUGUGUGUCUGUUAACAGCUUUUCUAUUGGAAAUCUUGCUCCAAUAAAAAAUGUAUAAAAACUUAGCAAGUACCUGUAGGUCCUUAGCAUUUUUGAUCUAUAAAAUCAGGUGUUUCAUAAAGAACGCAGUAUUUUAAAUGAUGGUUAAUUUUUUGUUGUUACGUUAGCGGCACUGUUCUUAUAAUUUCUGUAAUCUAUUGUUGUUGUGGUUAUUAUUGAUUGAUCAUUAUAACGUUUAUUUUGUUUAUUUAUUAUUAUGGAACGGUAUACAAUCAAGCAACGUGUAUUGUUUGUCAAAAACCAUUUUAAACACGGUGAAUGAAUUGUGGCAACUGUUAACAAACUCCUUAAAUAUCCUUGGAUAUAUAAAUAAACAAGAUUGUUGAAUUUAAGGAAAUAAGAACCCAAAGGAAAUCAAGGAAAAGCAAUUGCAUCCACAGCGUGUAAUCGUUUGGUCUGUGAAAACGUGAUUAAGAAUUUUAUCGGCAGUCACUUCGUGUUGAGCGAGCAGAGGCGAUCAUGUGCACAAUAUCGUGUUUCACACCUAAACCUUGAUUCACAAUGAAACGAUAUGUAUCAUUGAUAUUGUACCUAUUUCUUAUAAAAUACAAUUGAUUUAUAAUAAAAUUAAAAACUGCGUUCUUUGUGCAUCUUUUAGUUGGUGAAUUAGUAAGGUCAUUUUUCGUAGUUUUCUUAAUAAAUGGGAAAAACUAGUAAUUUAUUGUAUAAUUUUUGUUGAUUUCUGGGUAAAAAACGACAAAUAUUGCCCUGCUUAGAAUCAUUUUUUAUUAGCAACAGCUUAUACAGAUACAAAUUUAAUUACUGUAUAUGUAUAUCCCCUCUUCCAAUUUUCUUUCUAAAACAGUGGGACAUCCAUAAGCAGUAUUAGCCUUUUUAGAUAUUAGAUAGGGUGAAAUCACCAACUAUAGAAUUCUUAAACAUCGUUUCCUAUCAAUAAUUGCUUUGAAUUGAAUGAGAAAUUUUUAUUAAUAUUUUAAAAUUGCAUUUUCCCGUUUUAUGGCAAUCAAUGUUAUCAACUGUUUUUGUAAUAAUGAAAACCAUCCAGCAAUUUAAUUAAUAGCAGGGCUAAUAGACUUUAAGUAUGACUAGGUAGAGUGACUCUGUUCCACAUGAUCGCGUUUUCAUUUUCAUUCCAGCGCUUAAAUAAUACUAAUACGCAAUGCGCAUACUUUCAGCUACCCGUGUUCGACUUGCGAAGUGACGGCAGCGACAAUUUCGUCUCCAGUCUGCUGAUAGCCGGAAACUAUUGUAUUCCCGAGGUGACCAUACUGUUCCACAAUAAGCUUUUGCGCGGUAAUCGUACCGUCAAGGUGGACUGUGAGAGCUUCGCCGCUUUUGACUCGCCGAACUUGCCUCCACUGGCUGUUAUCGGAAUCGACAUAAACGGUACCUAUACCUUCAUACCAAUAAAAAUGAAUCGUUAUCACCGUUUUAUGUUUUCAUUAAUAUAAUUUUUCUUUGUUCACGCAAUAUAAUAUUACAGUGUCGUUUAGACAAAUUUUCCGGCCCAGGACCAUCGAAAAAUUCAGGGUACAACUGCAACUCGACGAGAACGUAAGCUUGUUGCGCAUUUUCCCCAACAUAACGGCCGACACGGUAUGGUAUAUCAGACCUUUUGUAUUGUGUAAUAUUAUUCUAAUACGAUAUCGCCGGGGAAUAUAUCAUAACAUAGGUAAGAACUUUCCUACAACCACCGAUACGAGGAGUGGUCCUUCAGACUUACGGAGCCGGAAAUCUGCCGUGUAAUCGAGUGGAUAUCAUGGCCGCACUCAAGGAAGCCACCGACCGGAACGUUAUUAUAUUCAACUGCAGUCAGUGCUUCAAGGGUUCGGUAACGGCCGUAUACCAAACAGGUUACGUACGUAUAUUUACCCUGUACAUUAAUUUAACUUGUACUAAGUAUAAUGUAUUAUGCUACAUAAAUACCAGUCGAAUUAUAUACCGUUUUAAAUGAUUACAGUAGAUUAAUGUAUCAAUCGUCUACUAUACCGUAGCGUUAAAGGGAUUUUUGGUGUUUACUUUAACAGGUGUUGAAUCAAGUCGGUGUUAUUUCGGGCAACGACAUCACACCCGAAGCGGCUCUCGCUAAACUCUCGUACGUUCUCUCCAAGGACGACUGGGACUUCAACACCAAACGGAUGGUACGUACUCGUGUGAAUAAUAUAUGUCACAAGUCUUUCUAUAUUCAUUGUACAGUAUUAGUACACGGUCUUGGAAGUUAAGGCCGGGACUCGACUAUCUGUUCUGUGUUAAUUUUGGGGUCGCUUGGAGGGGCAGUUUUAGUUCAUUUUUUUACCAUUUUUUUUAGAUAGUGGCUGCAACCUAAUCUUUUUGAAAUAUCUACAAUUUUCGAAAAUGUACUGUUGUUUUUACAAAUUUUCACGUACGUAUUAGUAUUUCCCCCCUCCCCUCUCUCAAUCAAGAAUUUGAAUAUUGAAAAUAUUUAGCAUGUAAUUAGCAUGACUGCGUGACUGGUUCCGAAAUUUGCACGACACUUUCCGUCAGUAAAUAGCGGUUUUAAAGAUUUGCGCAUUUCACCAGUUUUUCCCUACCAUUUGAAAAUUUCAAUUUUUUUAUAUUUUACCAAUAUUUUACCACGAUAAAUUCAUGUUUAUCACGAUUAUCGUCUUUAUAUCACUUUAUGUUUAUUAAGUGUUAUAUUAAUUAAUCAUUUAGUAUAUGAACUCUUAAAACAUGAUGACGUUGAUAAUAAAAAGUAAAAAUUUGAAUAUUAAAAAAAUCUUUAAAUUCAGUAUUUUAUAUUAUAUAAAUGCAUUUGUUAAAUAUUGUAAAAUAACAUUUCACAUGCUACUGAAGCUGUUUCUUUUAUCUCCUUUGUGUUCUUGGUAUACUAUGAUAUAAAAUAUAAUAAUAAAAAAUGUAUAGUUAAAUAUAGAAACAAAUCCUACAGUUUCAAUACAUUUAUUAAGUCCACUGAUAAAGUCGAAUAUUCCCCGAAAAAAGAUUAUUGCACCAUUUUCGAUAACUAUGUAUAAACAAUAUACAAAUACAUAUAAUUAAAUGUUACACAUAAACAGAAUACCAUAUUAAGUUACCAAAAAAUAAUUCGGUUAGGUUAGGUGAAAUGUCCAAAUCUGUAAAACUGCUACUGGCGGGAAACUGUCGUGCGAAUUUCGGGACCAGUGAUGCAAAUUUAUGUUAAUUUCAUACUAAAUAUUUGCGUUGAAAAAAUUCCGAAAAGUUGAAUUUAAAAUCCGGGGGAGUAGGACUGGAGAAAUGUUUUCCCAGCUCUUCUGGGUUUUAUUUUUGGUAUAACAUCUAAAUUAAAGGCAUGUAAAUUCAUGUUGGUUGCAUACUAAAUUUGACACAAAAAAAUUUAAAUUUUCGAAUGAGGAGGGCUGAUGAAAUGAACGUCAAUAUAAUUAUUUAUUUAAAUUAGUUAUAAUUCCAUAAUGUACAUCAGUUACGCUCAUCGUAAUAUUUAAAUAGCGGAUAAAGUUUAUAGAUAUUAAAAUCGCCUCUCUUUAAGCGGCUGCGUUUGUUUUCUUCAAUUAAUUUUGCGUACGUUUAUUAUAAAUUAUUAUAUUUUAAGCUACUCAUCAUCGCCGCGGUUAUUAAACUGAUAAAACAUUUGUUUUAUCCUCAUUCCAGACCUUGUAGGCCUUAUCAUUUGUAUUUGUCUGAAUUCUGUUCAACAGUGCUAAGGUUUUUUAUAUGGUUCAUAUACAUAACAGUAUUAUAUUUAAAAAAAUAUAUACAUAUUAUUAUUAUGUACAAGAUAUUCAUAUUUCAGCCAUGCAACGUUUUGUAAAAAUAACACUAUGCUAUUUAUAAUUACUUUACUUUAUUAUAUAUUAUAUUUCAGAUGCUUAGUGCGAACUUGAGAGGAGAAAUGAGCGGCGCACCACCCAAGCCCGCCAAGAAGAAUCGCGCCGCAGACGAAUGGGAUUUAGUGGACGCCGUUGCGCGCACCCUGUUGCACGUUAACGGUUCACAAGAAUUGAUCACCCUCGGCGGCGUACUAUUCCCCGCGAUGUUGGGCAAUGCCGUCGUCCGGUCGGACCUAAGCAAAUUGGACGAACUCAAAGGCUUCGUGAGUAUACAUAUUAUUUCAUAUACAUUUAUUGUGAAAUUUUUGAAAAAUAAACAAAUAAAAGUAAUUUUUUCUAGCGAUUAAGGGAUAAAAAUACAAAUUUAAUCUUUCUUUAAAUGUAUUGUUCAAAAUCCAAUUAUUGCAAAAAAUGAAAAAAAACAAACAUUUAUAAUAUAUUAUAUACGUAUAUUUAAUAUCGCGACGACAACAAUAACAUUAAAUCAUCAUCGUUAUGCAUUAUGUUUAGGGCGCGGACUUUUCUGCACAGAACGCCGACGGCCGUACAGCUCUGCACCUGGCGUGCGCCCUGGGCGAUGUACGAAUUGUCCGGUACCUGUUGUUGAACGGCGCCAGUGUUCACAUCAAAGACCAGUGCGUAUAACUCUUGUAGAUUUAAAUAUUUGUUAGCGUUAUUGUUAGGCGCGUAUAACCGACAAGAGGGCGAGGGAUAAUCAAAUCACUGCGACCCCCCUACAAAUUCUGAACGCUUUAGAUAAAAAAAAAAACCCCCGUUUUUUUCAGUUUUGAACGAACUCCGCUGAUCGACGCUGUCGAAAACGAUCGAGACGAAGUGGUGGCCCUUUUGCGACGGUGCGGUGCCCAUCUAAAUUCACCCGCCAAACAUGUUGGCCAACAGUUGUGCAAGUGAGUAUAUAUAAAUACAUAGCCGACGAAACACGGUUUAGAAUAAAAAUCUGCUAGUACACGACGACUAAGGGCAAGGCCUAAACAAGACCAUACUUUAAGGGGGGUUUUGAGUGUUUAGGCCCCUCCCCGAAAUGUUUUCGUGUUAUAUUAUAAUAUGCUACAUCAAAAAAUAACCUAUACGAUAUUAUAAAAAAAUUAAUACACCACACAUGUUUAGUUUACGACCUCCCCACUCCCUCUCGAAAUAAUUUUCGAAUUACGGUCAUGGUCCACAGGUUUGAGAUUUAUAUAGAAUUUGCUUUUAUUUUCGGCUCAACUCAGAAAUCUAGCUUCUAGAGUGCUACGCCAAUUUCCGAAUAAACUAAGAUGCACCCAUGGCCACAUGACCAGUAUUUCUGCUAUGACCACUAAUUUUUAAUUUUAUUCAUGAAUUGUGUAAUUUUGUAAUUAGAUCUUCCACAUGGUUAUUGUUGCAUUCAUAUAUAUUAAUUUAUUUACUAAGUGAUCUCAAUUAUUGCAUAAACAUAAAUAUCAUAGGAUGACUAUAGAACGGGAAAACGCAAUUUUAAAAUAUUAAUACUAAUUGUUCACUUCAUAAUGUUCUUAAGACUUUGAAAUUCAAAUUAUGCAUUGAAAAAUGUAUAGUGUAUUUGUGAUUGAAUUUUUUUCAAUAACCACAGAUAGAAUGAGUCAAAUAUUCACAAGAAAAAUUUCUUAGGAUUACCAUAGGAUUACCAUAGGUGGCGACUCCACCUAUGCCACGUUAUACCGAUUUCAAAAGUAUAAAAGUGCUUACAACUUCGGUGAUUAUUCUUAAAAAAUACUUUUUUAUGAAUUCGUAUGCUUUUAUAUUUUAAAUGCUCUUCCCGAGCCCUGAUCGCCAUGGAUUAUUGGUACGUGUGUGAAUUAUCUAUUCGUUGGGCAAUAUUACAUGUUAUUAAUAUCAUAUACAAGUAUUGCGUGCAAUGAUCGUUCGACUGGAAGCGCUUGCGAAUCGAGGAAUUAUUCGAAUGGAACGGUAUUUUUCAAGAAAAUAUUUUUUUUACGGAAUUUAUAGUCGCAUAACGUAAUAAAUCCGGAAAAUGAUCAUUAUGAAACAUUUUUAUUACUUCUUAAAGUAGACGUUUUCAAAUCGCAUUAUUUCCCCAUUGACCUAUACCCAAUGUGGGUUUUUUCGAUUUUAAUUCCGACAUGGGCGCGCGAAGGGAAUGAGUAUAGACGCGUAGACGAAACAAUAAGUGAUAUCGGGUUAGUCUGGAAAUCAGGCGCGUAUAUAAGAGUUGAGGGUAUAAGGGGUUUAAAACCCUCUCUGAAAUUUAAAACAUGCUACUUCAAAUGCAUCAUGCACAAACUAAUUCAAAAUGCUAACUGUGAACCGUUUUACACAUUGGUUUAUAUAUUGUUAUAGUAUAGUAAUAAUAUAGUAUUUUAAUAUUAUAGUAUUUUAUUAGUAUUAUAGUGUUAUAGGUAUUUUAACAUUCCGGAUUUUACAUUUCAGCGAUUUUACACUUUUUUACACUUUCACAGUCUUCCCUAUCGACUUCAACACAGUCGCCGUCACGGUCUAUAAUGACUUUUUUUCCCUCGAUAUCCAAUAGGUCCAUACUAUUUUGUCACCUAUGUAAAACCGAAUAGUGAGCCGAUAUCGAAAUUCAUAGGAACGCGUUUUGCCCAUAUCCCAAAGACAUUUUGACGUUUUCCCUCCGAAAAUAUCGGGCGAGUAUCGGUUACUCACCACUAAAAAUGUGUGUCUCGUUACUCUUUACAGCGCCGCGGCCAAGGGGAAUGUAUCGCGGCUGCAAUCGUACACGGUCGCUGGAGCCGACCCGAUCACGGCCAAAGACAUGUAUGGCAGGACGGCAUUACACGCGGUAUGUUUCUCGUCCACAUAAUUCGACAAUAAUAAUACAGGGCGAUCACGAACCAGCGAUUUUCUCGAAGGAUUUCAAGUGGAUUUAGUUAUAUUUUUUGAAUGAAUCGUUUAAACAUUAUUUGAACAAUAUUUUCAAUUUUUACCUCUAUUCCUUACACAUACAAUAUUAGUAUUCACUAUGAUGGAUCAAAUAAAAAAAAUUAUUUUAUUUCCUUAUUACAUUUUGACGAUUUACAGUUGUCCAACGAUAAUUUUAACCGAAAAAAAUAUUAAAAAUGGAUACAAAUUAAAUUAAUACGUUAUGCACAUAAAAUCGAUACGGGCGAACUGGACAUUUUUUUUUUUUUGCCGUGAAUUUAGAUUCAGUAAAUCCGAUAUUAUAGUGUUAUAAUGUCUACAUCAAAAUUUGUAGAAAAAUAUGCUUCAUUUUAAUUUUUGUUCAAAAGAGUGAGGUAUUGAUUUUUGAAAAUCCUAAGUGCAUACUCAUAUUACAGGUAAACAGGUUAAAAAUUAAUGAAAAUAUUGUUAAAAUUAUGCUUAAACUAUUAAGUACAUAAUUAUAAAAAAAAAAAAAAAACAACCAAACAAAAAUCGAAUUCAUUUAAAACCCUCCGAGAAAAUCGUCGAUUCAGGUAAUAACCAAUAGUAUAUUAAUAACUAAUAUGACCAAUUUAUAUUUGCGUAGGCCGCGCUCACCAACCAGCCAGAAGUGGUGAAGUACUUGUUAUCCCUGCAGACGGAAGGGUUGGGAUCCUCUGGUCCGCCGGUCGACCUCAUGGGUGUCACUCCGAUAGACUUGGCCCGGGCGGCCGGACACGCCGAGCUCGCCGACAUGAUCCAGCAGCAUUACAAACGCAUACCGGCCAGCGGCGACGACAAACUGUUGUACAAACUACACUGAUCUAAUUUAACUUUUUAUAUUAUUACUAUUAUUUACUAAGAGUUUACAAUAUUAUCAUGUAAGUGUUUAAAACGCGCGUAGUGGAAUGCGCUAUACUGUAUUGUGUAGGUAGGUAGGUAGAUAAGUAGGUUGGUAUACUGGUGAAUAAAAUUAGUAGAAACCAAAUCUACCCUAUUGUUAGGUAUAGGUACCUGAUAUUUACCACGAUCUUAUGCUGUCGUUAAUUAAUAAUUGUUGUGAGAGUUUAUUGUUUUAUACACAUCUCAAAUAAUAGGAUGGAACUCAUAUAAAAGAAAAAAACAUGAACCAUACAUUUUCAGCACUUAUGUAAUUAUAUUUUUUUUUUUUUUUUUAGUUACGGUCCUUAAGACCAUCCUGAAAACGCUAAACUUUGCCACCUAUCCCUGUCCUCCGCCACUUCUCUCCAUUUGACACCAGGCUCUAUCUUUUCCAUUUCUCUCUUCACACCAUCUUCCCAUCUUAACUUAGGUCUACCUAGUGGUCUUUUUCCAUUAGGCUCUUCCUCGAUCACCCAUUUUACCAAAGUACCCUGUUUGCGCCAAGCAUGUCCUGCCCAACUUAGUUUCCGCUUGGCGAUCUCUCUAACUAUAUUCGGCCUCUGGAAAAGUCCUUGGAGUUCCACGUUAUGAAGUUUUCUCCAUUCAUUCGUUUGCCUAUCGUAUAUCGGGCCAAACAUUUUCCGCAGAACUUUUCUCUCGAAUAUCAUUAAUCUUGAUUCUUCUGUUUUUCUCAGCGCCCAAGUUUCUGAGCCGUAUAGAACAAUCGGUCUUAGUAGAGUCAUGUACAUUUUGAUUUUUAGGGCUUUGGAUAAGGCCUUCGAUUUCAAGACUUUUUCAAGUCCAUAAUAUCCUCUAUUCGCUAGUUGUAUCCUUGUUGACACCUCUGUAUUGAUGUCGUUAUCCUCCGUUAUAAUCGACCCUAGAUACUUAAAUUGAGACACUCUUUUGAACUUGAGUUCUUCAAUUUUGAUAUAUUGUUCCAGACCACCAUUUCUAUUUCUUCGGCUAGCCACAAGGUACUCUGUUUUUUUCCUCAUUAACGGUUAGGCCCAUUUUUUUUGCCGUAUUUAUUAGAUUACUUCCCAAUCUCUUUAUCAUGUCUAAAUCUUCACCAAGGAGAGCGAUAUCAUCCGCAUAUGCUAGCAUUCCAAUUCUGAUCUGUCCUAAUAUAACUCCCUCCGAAAUGUUCAUCUCACGUAUUACCCUCUCCAGUACUAAAUUAAACAGCACUAGAGACAAAGCAUCCCCUUGCCGAAGUCUUGUCGUUACUCUAGUUGGCUGCGAUGUUACGUUACCUUUCUUGACCUGUAUAUCUGUAUGAUUGAGACUGGCUCCAAUGAGAUUAAUAAUUUUUCUGGGAAAUUUGAAAUCUUUGAGAAUGUUUUAAAGACUUUCUCUAUGUAUAGUGUCAUAAGUUUUUCUGAAAUCCACAAAUAACACGUGUACCUUCUUGUCAAAUUCCAAACGUUUUUGGAUGAUUUGUCUUAGAAUGAACAUUUGGUCAGUUGUGGAUCUAUUGGUCCUAAACCCACCCUGGUAGUCACCUAUUAUAUUUUCGGCCUUGGGUACUACUCUAUCAAGUAGACAAUAUGAUAAGACUUUAU
Messenger RNA from Cinara cedri, 21553 nucleotides. Lineage: Eukaryota; Metazoa; Arthropoda; Insecta; Hemiptera; Aphididae. The record is from the annotation of a GenBank genome assembly.